Molecule: messenger RNA, 3690 nt
Organism: Planococcus citri (citrus mealybug)
Lineage: Eukaryota; Metazoa; Arthropoda; Insecta; Hemiptera; Pseudococcidae
Exons: 3
Coding region: 410-2794 (794 amino acids)
Source: RefSeq, a predicted model, not a curated record
ACGGAUGUAAACAGAACUUCGUGAUGCUUCUCCUUUCACUCCCCACCUCGUUUGUCUUAUCAGCUGUUUAUUUUUGUUUUGUGUUUUUUUUUUCGAGAGAGCCGCCUGGAAUUUGUUGAAUUGAAUCGAAUGGCGUUAUAUUUCUUUCUGUAAUGUGAAGAGUUAUAAUAAUUUGAAUUUGAUUGUAAAAUUAUUGUUGCUGUUAUUAAUUUCAUCUUGAUCGGUAAUGAUCAUCUUAUUGUGUUUUAAUCGAGCUAAAUCCAAACUUUCGCCGAUUCGUUAAUUAAUCUGAUAAUGUGAGAUCGUGCAUCGCAUCGUUCGAGUAAUUUUGACCAGAUUUCCAAAGGGUACCUCGCUACGAAGAUAAUUCGUUUGGUUGCCGAUUGAAAAAGGAUAAUCGUUGCAAAAUAUGGAAAUGGACGGAGACAUUCAGGCUAAUCCGCCUCGAUCGACGACAUUCAGUUUCUUACGCGGAGAGCAGUCAUUAUCGUUACAAAUGCUGGCUGCUACCAAUAAAGCAUUGAUGUUAUGGCGAAACAAGUAUUAUAAUCCGGCUCACGAUGGUCGUCCUGUAUGGUUUACAUCACCCGAAAUGCCUGAAAGUGGCCAAGAACAUAUCGCAGUCCCGCCUCCCAUCAAAGCAAUUAUCGACGACCGUAUAUCGACAAUUGGAGAAGAGAUAAAAAUGUGGGAGGCGAAUUUUAGGGCAGCAGUGACGGGAAGAUACGUGUCCAAUAUGUGGGACAAGCUGAUCGGGGAACAGGCGCCGCCGCCUUGGUGUCUGCAGCAGGUCGUAAGAACAUCACGUCCAAUUCGUCCAACACCGAUGCACUCGCUCAAGCCCAAAUACUACAAUGUUCUAGAUGAAAAACACGUUGAUAUUCUGGUAAAAGGCUUCGAUAAUAUUGUAUGCGAUCCAGAUGGCACCAUUUGUUUCCAACGCUCCAUUAGAAAUUUCCUGAUGAAGGAAGAAUCACAACUAGAUCCAAAGAUGCGUUUCAGGAUCGCGUGUAUGUUUUGUCUGGAGGAGCAAAUCAUGCAAAUGUGGCCUUCGGUAAAUCAAAUGACUGAUAUAUUUGACAAUUCUCGAUUGAUGCAGUACUGGAACAAUAAGUUGAAUAAUGUUCCGAUUAUUAUUCCUAGAGCUAAUCUAUUAUAUCCCCCACUAUUCCAUAGGCCUACAGUAUUUUUGGUUGUCGUUGCGAAUAAUCGAAAUUGGUCCGCCUUCGAUUACCUAUGGGAUAAGGAGACUGAACCUGAUAAAAUAUCCGCGAGUAGAGUAAUUAUAGCGGCGAAGGAUUUCUAUUCGAUGAAGCGUGUGCUGCUCAACCUAAGCGAAGAGCUAGCUCAAAACCUGUGUUCAGAUAUUGGCGAUCGCAUUUUUUGUAACUUUGUCACUCAUCCUAAAUAUUACGAGUACGCGAUGGUUUCGUGGACGUACAUGAAAAACCACAUGUCUGCAGAAUUGUUUGCCAGAAUUGCACACCAAUUAUGGCAAUGGUUGUUCAAUCCUUCUGAAUCGGAGCUGACGAGGGUGAAGCAAACCAGCGCCAUACUUCUUGAAUUGUGGACCAGCGUCGACGACUCUUUGAAAUCUAACGUUUCAGGAGUUCGUUUUUUCGACACAUUAGAUUGCACUGUACGAGGCGUGCACCAUUACGAUCUAACGUUCAUGUUCGAAAUACUGGUCAACACUAGCGACUUGUUCAAAAAAGAAAUAUGGCUAAAAAAUUGGCGUAAAUUAAUGAUUCGUGCCAAACCCUCGGAUCUAGAGCGACUGAUGAAGGUGUGUUUAGGAAGUGAUGACGAAGUUGAAAAAUUCAAGCAGAGUACUGCGACGAAUAUCGACCAGCUGAAUGAUUACUUCAACGAUUGUUUCAACAAAGGGCUGUUUUCCGAGCUGAGCGAUUACUUAAACUUUUUCGAGAAGAACCCGCGUCGUUUGGAGAACAUGUGCAGAGAAAUGAUGAUGUCGAAUUUAGAUCGUAUUGCUUCUUGCGACGAAGAUGAAGCAACUCAAUGUCAUCUCUUCAUUCGCAAUACCUUCCACGAUGAUGAAAAAGCUGAUCAGUUCAUCAAAGGCUUGGUCUCGAGUCCGGAAUGCUUGGGUUGGAUUUACUGCAAAUUAGACGAUUGUCGAUUCGAUGCAGUUGCGAAUCUCUCCAGAAGAUUCCCCUCCAAUAACAAGAAUUUCAAAGAAAUGAAGGAAGAGUUUUUAAUCUACUGUCAUCGUAAUUUUGCUCGUGGACAAUUUUCCGGAUUCCACGAGCAAAGAUUCGUCGAGUUUGUAUCUUGGUGUGCCGUAGGCGCAGAGAAGGUAUCAAAGUUGAAGAAGUCGUUGAUUAUCGACGAUGUUUUUGAAUUAAUUCUGAAUAAUUUCAUACGAGAAGCAUCGAAUAGGUCACAACGUGGGUCCAUUGAACAAUUACGACGAGUAACCUUCGACGAUGGUUCACGAGAAGCGUCGAAUAGGUUACAACGUGGGUCCACUGAACAAUUACGACAAUUACGAGUACUGGCCUCUAACCGUGGUUUACGAGAAGCGUCGAAGAGGCCACGUCUUGACCCCAUUGAACAAUUACUUACCCCGUUUGAUAAUUUCCUUCGCUGGUAUUUUGGUAGCUCGGAGGCUGCGAAAAAUUAUAAAUUCGUCAAGUUGACCAGGUUCCACGAAUGGGAGGGUGUAAUGAAUGCCUUGCAAACGGCAGACUCUGAAUGUGUUGAUAAGUUUUUGAAGUGGGGUUUCGAAAACGAUCAGAAUGAAGUGCGGAAGCUAAAGUCGAGAUUAAGGUAGUUGUGCCGAGAUGAAAUAUUGUUAUCGUUAUUCCUCGUGUAGAUUAUGUUUUUUACUUGAAUGAUUGCUGUUGUGAAACUGUAUUCGAUUUUUUGCGACCUUACUCCUCCUUCCUCUACCCUCCAAGGCUGUCGAAACGAAAUCGAACGGUGUUUUUGGCCGAAAAACGAGAUAAAAUGCGUACACAAAUUUUCGUCGUCAUUUUGAAUUUGUGAUUGUGAAUAUUAGCCAAUAGGUGAAAAAUCCAAUGACCCCUGAAACUAUCAAAAAGCCAAAAAAAUUUACAAUUUCUGCUUUCUGGAAGGCCCGGCAAAAAAACCCUGUGAUGAAAUAAAACCCUUUUCUUUAUUUCUCAAAACGAAAUUUUUCGUAAGAUUUUGCCCUCGCAGUGUUCGAAAAAUAUUUCAGAUUCCAAAAUUUUGAAAACCAGAAGACAAACUCCUUGCAUGAAAAAACAUCACGUUUUUAGUUCUCUCGAAAUAUCUGCAAAUUUUCAAAAGUUUUCGCUUCGAAACAGAGAAUCAACAUUUUUACGAGUCGAAAAAUUGAUUUAUUUUUUUCCCUGUAUCAGUUGGCAAAUUUUCAGUCGAACCUCCUCCCUCCUCUUCCCCACAAAAAUCCUCUCUAUAGAUUCGUCUCGAAAAAUGAGGCCAAAUUAUAUUUUCUCGGGCCCAACACUGGACGGCUCUGGCCCUACUUUUCUACCCUUUGCAGCAAACUGGGGGGGGGGGUAGGGGUGAAGGAUUUCUAAACUUAUUGCAUACUUUUAUUAUGAUGAAGCGUUUACCAUAUAUUUUUGUUCUAUUAUUAUCGAAGGUAAUUUUAUUUUUUUGUACUUAUAAACUUCAGUCAUGUUAUUUCAAUUAUGAUAAUAUACUUUCUUAUACGAUCUUUUU